AUGGCUUUACUUGGAAAACUUCACACUAGAGAUCGGCUUUACAGGUUUGGAAUCACUCCUCAAGCCGAUUGCUUAAUUUGUGGAGUUGCUGAAGAGAAUCACAGUCACUUAUUCUUUUCCUGCUGCUUCAGUAGGAAAGUCUUGCUAGAAGUUGUUAGCUGGUGUGGUAUUACCUAUACAGGUACUGACUUGGAAAAGUUGUUGAAGUGGCUACUGAAAAAAAAGAUUUCGAAAGGUAGAAGAGCUGUUCUGUUCAGUAUUGUUUCUGCUACAGUUUACUAUGUCUGGAUGGGAAGAAAUAGAGUUCUUUGGGAUCAUGUGCUUCCCAUGGUUUCAGUUGUUGUAAAGAAUAUUAUUCAUGCUGUUUGUUGUAAAGGAGUUUCUUGA
Messenger RNA from Humulus lupulus (European hop), 387 nucleotides. RefSeq lists its product as uncharacterized. The record is from RefSeq and is a predicted model, not a curated record. NCBI's taxonomy places the organism in Eukaryota, Viridiplantae, Streptophyta, Magnoliopsida, Rosales, Cannabaceae. Bases 1 to 387 code for a protein of 128 amino acids. The transcript has 2 exons.